GUUUGCGUAUGUGACCUUGGGCUAGACUUUCCGGCAUUCUCAUGGUGAUUGAAUUAUUUUUCAGUUUAUAGUGGUUACUUAACGUUAUUCGUGCUGUGCAAUUAUUUUAAAUGAUACUAUGGAUGCAGCAAGUCUUAAUACUUGCUUAAUGCGAUACGGUGAAGCAUGUCAGAAUUCAGAACUAUCGGAACCAAUAGGAAAAAAUAUCGUUUGUGAUCCAACUAAAAAAUACAUCCCUUAUCAAAUGGAGACUAGAAUGUUACACAACAUUCCACCCGGUUCAUUUGCUCCUCAUCCACUUAUAAGUUCUACAGUUGACACACCUCAAAUCUCAUCUGUUUGGCUUGAACAAGGAGAAUACUUUUUUGAUGAUGAAUUUGCAGAGCCUAUGGAUUCAAAUCUACAGGAAGAUGGAGACGAAAACAAUAGGUAUCCUUUAAUGGUCCAAUCAAUGGAUUGUAGUCGAAAGCCUCCGCUCGGUCUUGUUGGUCACUCACGUUCUGAUUCUUGCAUAUGUAGUCCAGUUAAUUCGCGAGAAAGUGAUCUUAGUAAUUCUAAGAUUGCCGCGAAUAACUCACCAAGCAACGGUAAUUACGAAAAAGCGUCAAAUUGUCGGGAUGUCCAGUUGCUAAAUAAUAUGGAAUCGAAUAUUCCUCAAGAAAAUGAAAAUGGAAGCAAACAUUUAUGCUCAAAAACCGGCUUUGUUUGUCGUGCAUCUAAUGAGACCAACGAGGUUGACUUCAAUAAUGUUGCAAACCAACUGUUCAAUAAUGAAUCUCAAGGUUCUGUUCAUUACAAUGCAUCAGGUUCAACUAGCUGGAUGGACAUGCUAAUGGAGCGCUCAUGUAACCCUGAGCUGCGAGCCCUUAUCAAUCGAACUGCUGCAGCAGUCGAUUACAAGUUAGUUUAUGGUGAUUCUAUCGGACUACAGGGUCAACUUGAAAAUAGAUCUUGUUUGUCUUCUAAAUACCAUAUUUCAAGUUUAGGACCAGUUAGUCGUUCCCGUAGUCAGGGCAGUCUUUUGGCUGCCGCUAGCCUAGCAGGUUUACGACAUGCUCUAGACCAAACAACUCAUUUACUACCGAAACAUGCUGAUAGAAAUACAGAGCUUUGUUCUGUUGGUGUUUCUACUGAUAUUUCUGAAUCGAUGCAUCAAAAUAACCAAAAUUCAUCGAAUUCUAAUACAACCACAUGGGCAAAGAAAUAUGGGAGUGGUGAAAGUCUUAAACGUAGAUCUUUCAGAUCGACCAUGACUACCUUUCCUUAUUCUAAUGUAAACAAAGAAAAUGAGAUAAACAAUGACAAUAAAACUACUUGGCAAACUAUCAAAGACGCUAACGGAGCUUUAAUUACUUGGAAUCAACUUAAGCGGGUUGUUAAACGAGCCGAAAGUCUUGGCAAAUCGUCCAGUGUCCGUGAAAGUCGUCAACACCAACGUGAUCAGAGUGGCGCCCUUGUCCCGAACUUCAGUAUGACAGGUUCAUUCAGAAGCCACUCACAUCCUCAACCCCUAGCUGGUGCCUCUCAUAUGCAUCGGUUCUCAGGGACGCUUUUUGAGAUAUUUAUGCAUGCUAGAGCUCAAGGUAUGUCUUCACUGGGUGUUCAUAGUGCUGAUUCAGCUAUGGAUUUGAAUGCUUCGUUUCAAAAGGAUAACUCUGUUUCUGCAUAUUCAAAUCCACCUCAUAUAAUACAUCAGAGAGAUUCUGACCGUGCAGAUCUACUUACAAAUGGAUAUAAUUGUCCUUUUGGAGUAGCCAUAUCACCACGUAUCUCGAAGGCUAGAAAGUCUUAUCUGUUUGCUGGGAUGGAUCCAAGGAAGCCAAGUGCUGAAAAUGAUAAAUAUUUACUAUUACUCAAAGACAGAAUACUCCCAAGUAGGGGAAAUAUCCAGUUUUCAUCCUUGUACACUAGUGCUGAUGCCGUUGCUCGCUCUAUGCGUAACUUUGGUGCUCAGUUUCCCCCCUUAGAUGAUUCCAAAAAUAUUUCUUCCAAAGAUUUGAACAGUCAAACGAAAGCCAGGAACAUUGGAAACGCUUCUCCAAUGUAUUCGACUAAACUUCCGUUGCGCCAUAACAGUUCUGCUGCACACAUCAAUAAUUGUACUGUACGUCACAGUCAUCCCCAGCCACUUUAUUUAAAUCGACCGAUGCCUUCACCCCAUUGUCUUAUGACUCCUAAAACGAAUGAAGGAAAUAAUAUUCAACAAUCACCUUCUCCUAUCGAGCCUCCUAAUAUUGCUGCUUGUCUUACAGCAUCUGAUGGACCAGACUCACCAUAUAUGGCAGCCUUACGUGCGGGUUGUGCUGCUAGGGGGUAUGCAGUUGGUUGGAUCGGUAAUCCACGGAUUUCAAUUGCUUAUCCUGGGUUAGGUCUUUUACCAGUCCCUCGCCCCUCAAGGUUACCUGGAUCUGCUUUUCUUUUCAAUACUUUACCUGAUUUAUCAUUCUUAAGUCAAGCUGGUGCUGAAGAAGAUCGUCAAGGUACACUAACUACGACUAAACGUCGAGCUUCUUGCUUAUCAACUACACAGUCAGAGAAAGAAUGUGCUUGUACUAAGUGUGGUUGCCGAUCUAUAUCUGCUGAUCGUGUUUUCGCUAAGGAUAUAUGUUCAGAUGAAUCAUCCAAGUUGCAACUAUCUAAAAUACAAUCUGAUCAAAAUAAAAAACUCUCUCUUAACUUUAAAGAUAAUGAACAAAGAAAUGCUCCAGAUAUCGUAUCUACCAUUAGCAGAACAAAUCCAAACUAUAUCAGUACUCGUAAAGAAAUACAAACAACAAACCAGAGUCGAUUACAUUAUCCUGAAACUAUAGAACGUUGUUCAGCAUCUGAACCGGAUUUAAUAAAUGGUUCAAUUUCUUCUAAUCAAAUUAGUCAACUAAUGCAUGGAUCAGUCGAUAGUUAUUCUGCUGCUGCUGCUACUACGACUACCACUACCACUACCACUACCAAUGGGAAAUCUCAUAAAUAUCAGAAUAAUGAUCAUGAUUAUAAUUAUAGGAAAAAGGAUUCAUUAGAAACAAAUGAAUCAGUUGAUGAGAAUUUGCAUAGUUUAUCUUCACAACCAAAGAAAAGUGUUAGUUUUAGUGGUAAUAUUCGUUCAUUGCAAUUGAAUGCCAAAGAUUCUCAUCAUCAUAUUCAUCAUCAGUAUAGUGAUUCAUCAACACAACAAUCACCUGAACCUAAAGUGAUUCCACGGAAUUGGGGCUUAUAUGGUCAAGAACAACCAUUGGCUGAAUUUAGUCCACGAUCUAGUCCAAGUUUGGAUAGUGGAAAAAGUGGGAAAUUAACUCGUCAAUCAGAUAUUGAUGUUCGAUAUCAUGCUAUGGUCAAUGAUGUCAUUAAAGCAGUCCAAGAAACAGUUGCCUAUUUUUGCAAUCCACAUAUCAACUUAACACCAAACGAAGAUUUAACUAGUCGUCAUUCCAAAGUUGAAUCAGUCAGUACUUCUUCUGGUAAACAACCACGUUUAGCCAUAGUACCACCUUUAACUAUUCUACUAUGUGAUGGUCUACUUCCACCUUCGAAACCUAUAUUCACUUCACGACCACGUACACGUUUAUGGCAGUUGGUUGAAGAAAGUUGUAGACCAGGCGGAUUGCCUGCCGGUGUAGCUUACCAUGUAUUGAAUGAUGCUAUUAGUCAAGUGAAAGCAUUGACUAAUGUCACUUUAGAAAAAGUCAAAUUCAAAGGAUUCGUAUGUGCUUGUUUAAAUGCAAAAGCUUUACCAAUGUGGUUAAAUGCUCUUGUAGCCAAUGAUGCAUUAUUACGACGAUUCUAUUGUGAAAAUGCAUUCAUGCGUCAAUGUCGUGCUAGUCAACGUGAAUUACACGCGGAUUUAAUGACACAUUUAGAACAAUUGUUAGUAUUUCCUUUUAAUUUAGAUUUAUCCAUUGAAGUACGUAAAUCAUUCAGUGAUUCACAAUCAAUCGAUAAUAAUAGUAAUAGUAGUAGUAAUGUCAAUAAUAAUCCUAAUCAUAAAUAUAACACGAAUAAUAAUUUGUCAAAAACCUCUACUACUACUAAUACUACUACUACCACUACUACUACUACUCCAUCUACUACAUAUAUAACAAAUAAUUCUAAACAUUUGCAUCAAUUAAAUCAUGGAACAGAAUCAACACUACAUACGAACAAAACUAUGCGUUCAAAUAUUCCGCCUGCUACAAUUGUCACUCGUCGACAAUUAAUUUCCAAUGGUAAUCCUACUAGUCACAUUCCAUCCGUAUCACCAUCUACACAAAAGAAAAAAUCUUCAAAUACUACAUCAAAUAUUCACUGUUAUCCUCAACAUCAUCUACCACUGGCGACUCAACAACGUCCUCUAUCAGCAUCUAAACUACCGUCUACUUCCAAGUCGAAUUUACGUUCAAGUAGUGAAAAUAAUUCUACUACAAAUAACAACAACAAUACUAAUUCUUUAUGCACAAAAAAUGGAUUAAAUAGCAAUAACAUCAAUAAUAAUAGUUCUAAAACAAUAAAUUCCGACAAUCAAAUCAAUGCACCAUCGGUUGAAGGACGUACUGGUCGUUUAAAAAGUGCUCUGUCAAAUCUACGACGUAGUAAUGGUAAUAAUUCACAUAGUAUACCUAAAUCAACUACUACACGUACACCAUCCAAUUCAUCUAUAUCGAAUAGUAGUAAUAGUUUGAUUAAUAAUAGUAACAAUAAACUGAACCACAUAAAUCAAAUGACUAAUUCACAACGACGUACUACUACUACUACUGCUACUCUGUCAUCAUCACGUCAACAAUCAGAGUUGUACAAAACAAAUUCAACUUCAAAUAAAACGCAUGAACCUAGACCAUCAUCGAAUUCAAAUGCUUCAACAAGAGGAAGUAGCGGUGGUGGUGGUGGUACUGGUAAUGCAGGAGGACGUCAUUAGUUUAUUUUCCCUUGUGAUUUUGUCCAAAUCUCUCUGUGUUUGUGUAUGUGUACAUCAUUCAGCGAUCCAAUGCAUUCAUUGUUCCAUGUUCAAUUGCUUAUUAUUGACUGGAUUAAUUCUGCGCCUCAUUCGACUUUUCGAUUCAUCAUUUGAAUUUUAUGUUUGUCCAAAUAUGUGUGUGUGUGUGUACAUUCAUAAUUAUGACAACGACAUGUCUCUCUUUGCCUGUGGAUAAAACAAGCUUAGUAAAUAAUGACCGCAAAGACAGGCUAAUGCCAAUUAAAUUAUUGAAUAAAACUAAUAACACACCCCGGUUGCAUUUAUGAUUAUUCUUUUUUUUCUUCACAUCAUUCUCUUAUGCCUUUGUGUGUAGUUGUCGUUUUAGUUCGUGCGUUGUAUUCUUCUGCGCUUGUUUAUUUUUUAUUUUAUUGAUUAAAGCCUUGAAUUUUGUUCAGUGUUGUUUAUUCCAUGACAUUUUCUUUUUUUCAUUGUUCCUUUCUGCGUGUGUGUGUGUGUUGGUGUUGGUGUUGGUGUGUAAUCGAUACUAAUUUGGCAUUGUUACUUUUUUUUACGGCGUCUUUAGAUAACUACUGUUUGGCUUUCAUUCCCUUAUUGUUAUCAUUAUUAUUACUACUACUAGUAUUAUUAUUAUUAUUAUUCUUACUAUUUCAACACGAUUCACACAAUUGACAGUAAGUACUACAAUCUAAUGCAGCUGGUAUCUUUUAUCUUUCAAAAACAUUCAGAAAAAAAAAUCAAUGUGACUCACCACCGCCUGUAGAAUUCAUUCAUUCGGCUGUCUACAAAAAAUAAGCAUAUUCAUUCUUUAUUUUAAUGUGUCGUCUAUGCGUGUUUGUUUGUUUGUUUAUGUAUGAGGAAAAAGGAACAAACAAAACAAUAUUUCUGUGCUGAAUAUUUGUCUUUCAUAUCUCUAGUUAUUUAUUUGAUUCAUUAACUAAUUAAUUAACUUAUUUAUUUAUUUGUUCAUUUUAAUUUUUUCUCUCCCAAACUAGUAGUAUUAUUCUUUCCUUUACUUUUUUUUCUCUCUCUCUCUCAUUUAUGGUUAUGGAUAUAUUGUGUGACAGCUGGUAGAUUUGACCUUGACGUAGCCAGCCACCUAAUGCAUCAUUGUUCAAUAAUGUUCAAUUGCCUUAUUUAAUCAUUUUAUUAUUGACUGACUUGAUUCCGCGCGCCUAUCUUGGUUCAUUUCAUUUCCAUUGUAUCAGUUUUAAUGGCAUGUUUUGUGUUCGUUGAAUGAGAAGAAUUCCACAUUCUUUUUCUCUGUUUUUUGUUUUUUUUUUGUGAAUUGAUUUCUCUCUUUAGUUACUUUUUAAUUUGUGCGUUGGUUUGUUUUUUCAUUUCAUUUCAUUUCAUUUUUUUUUCAAUCUGUUUUAUUUCUGUUUUAAUUUGUUAGUGUUUUCUUUUUUCUUUGCAAACAAAAAACUUUUCCUUUGGUUGAACAAAAUUAAACCAAAACAAGGGGACAAAUUUUAGAAACAAUGUUCUACACCUGUUUAUCAUCGUCAUCAUCAUCAUCAUUCUGUCUUCUCUUGUGUCUAUUUUCUGAUUAUUAACAAUCUUUUUUUGGGAUUAUGUGCCUGUGUGUGUAGAGAGAGAGAGAGAGAGAGAAUGACGCAAUCACUUACUGACUACAACUAACAAAACCACAGUAUUACCUAACUAAUUAACUAACUAACUACCAACCACGCUUAUCAUUAUUAUUGUUAUUAAUGAUACUACGUAUCAGUUGAGAAUUUUUCUUUUUUGACUGUUCAGUCAAUAUUAUUAUUAACUGACUGAUUGAUUAAUUCAUUGAUUAUUUCUGUGGAUAUUGUUUAUUUCUCUUUUGACAACUAAUCCACUGUUCAUCACCGUUAACUGUAAGAAAAAGAGUAAAAACAGAACGGACAGUUGGUUAAUCAUUCUCACAUCCUUAUUAUUAUUAUUAUUAUUAUUAUUUUGCAUUCAGUGGUUUCGAUUACAACAACUUAUUGACAUUUUAUGAUCAUACAUACAGCAGUAGUACACUACUCACUCGUCUUAUGCCCCCGCCGAGAUUAGAAUACGGGAUAUUAAUAUAUGUAUGUAUGUAUGUAUGUAUGUAAAAGUGUUACAUAACUUAUUACUAUUGUUAUCAUUGGAACACAAAACAAAACUUAAUCAAUAAAGAGUAAUUUAUUUGCGUGGAUUGUUUCAGUCUGGUCAAUUAUGGAUUCAAAAAAAAAUAUAAUCUCCAUAUAUAUAUAUACACAUAAAACAGAAUGCCGGAACUCUACAUUGGAAUGAUGAUGAUGAUGAUAAUAAUUUUGAUUUAUUUCUGUGAAAAAAAAAUGAAAAUUUAUACAUACAUGCAAAUAUAUAUAUACA
This is a messenger RNA of Schistosoma turkestanicum, 7249 nucleotides long. Lineage: Eukaryota; Metazoa; Platyhelminthes; Trematoda; Strigeidida; Schistosomatidae. The record is from the annotation of a GenBank genome assembly.